Aspergillus saccharolyticus JOP 1030-1 is the source of this 424-nucleotide messenger RNA. RefSeq lists its product as uncharacterized. The transcript has a single exon. The coding region runs from base 87 to 251 and encodes 54 amino acids. The record is from RefSeq and is a predicted model, not a curated record. Lineage: Eukaryota; Fungi; Ascomycota; Eurotiomycetes; Eurotiales; Aspergillaceae.
CUUACCUUUCGUCCCUCCACUCUCGGUCUCCCAUAUUGGGCUGGCCCAGUCAGUCAGUCUCCCUCCUCUUCGUCCAAUCCAACCACAUGGCUCUCUCUCUGCUCUCCCUCCGUCUCCCUCAACUCUCUCACUCACUCCCUCAGGCUCCUCCUCCAACUCCUCCUCCCCUUCCCUCCCUCCCUUUAUCUCUCAAGCUGUCAACCACACCCACACCCCAUUCAUUUCUAAUUUCCCUACCAUCUCUACCUUAAGUUUGUUCUAUCUUAGCCGCCUCACCUUUUUCCACGACUACCUACCUAUCUUCCUCCUCCCUCCCCUCCCUUCUCGCCCCAAAAAUCAUCUUCUUCCCUUUCAAUCAAUCUUCCUUAGUUAUUCUAACUAACUUAGUUAACUCAUCCACUCCUCUUUCCCCCCCCCUCACGGU